UCCGCCUGACACAGGUGCAGUAAAGCCGGCCGGUGCUGGUGCUGGUAUGGAGCCCACUGCGUACCGGGGCCUGGGUCGCUGUGUGUGCUGCUUCUGGCUCGCGGUCGCCUUUGACGUCGUGGGUCUGCUCGUGCUUCUCGUGGGAGUGUUUGCCAGCGUGUUUUUCUAUGACCUGCUCAUCUACGCAGGGGCCAUCGUCAUCUUCCUCAGCCUGAUCUGGUGGGUGUUCUGGUACUCGGGGAACAUCGAGGUUCCGCCGGCGGAGCUGGAGGAUGAUGUGGGUUUACUGAAGAAGGACGCGGGCGCGCUGCGCGGCCUCAGCGGCGUCGUGAGGCGCUUCUCCAGCCGCGUGUCCAGCGGCUUCAGGAGCUCGCUCCGCAGGAACGGCUCGGUCGGUGGCGCGCGGGCUCGCGCACAGAAGUCAGCCGCCGAGGCUCCGGAGCCGCAACAGGUGAGCGUUGCUAUGACAACAACGAGGGUCCCACUGGAGAAUGACCCUGACCCCACGGUACCAAAGGUGGAAGAGAGCUGUGAAGUGCAGAUGCCGCACACAACUACUGAGAGCUCACCUGCGUGACGGAGUCGGUCCGACAGAGACUUUAUUUUAGGUUCCUGCAGCACUGAGCAGAGAAGAGCCCGCCUUCAGUCCGUGAAGCUGUGUCUCCAGUGGAAUUCUUAUUUUGUGAAUCAUAUUUGGUCAGGAUAUCAGAAACAAGUGUUUGACGUCCUGUAUAUGAACUGAGAACAUCACUGUCUGUUAGCUCUAACACUAGCUUGAUUUUCACACCUUGUGCUUGUACUUUACUUUGUCAUUUUAACCAAAAAAUGUUAACAAAUGUGUAUUACUGUAAAAAAGUGGACUGUGUACAAAUGCAUGACCUGAAUGACAAACGGAAUUUAAAAAGAUUUGUUUUGACGUUUUUACUUUUUAUUUGAAGUCUAAUCAUAUUUGUGACUUUUUUGUGACUAUACACCCAUGCAUGCUAUGUAUGUUAUGUAAAGCAGUGGUUCCCAAAGACUGGGUCAGGACCCACAGAUGUGUCGCAGCAGGUUUUUUUUGUUUGCAUAAAAUGAAGUUGUAAGUAA
Molecule: messenger RNA, 1086 nt
Organism: Solea solea (common sole)
Lineage: Eukaryota; Metazoa; Chordata; Actinopteri; Pleuronectiformes; Soleidae
Product: transmembrane protein 238-like
Exons: 2
Coding region: 47-577 (176 amino acids)
Source: RefSeq, a predicted model, not a curated record